AUGGAAAUGCUCGGACAGAAUAGGGAGGGAGAAUUCAAAAUGACAAGGUUUAGUUCAAGUUGCAGUACUGGUGGUGAUUUCGUUUAUUAUAGGGUUCUACUUUCGUUUCUUCUAUUAUCCUCACAGUUCUUCUUUCAACUUGCAUGGUGUGGUUCCGUUGUAAAGUUCCUUCCUGGAUUUGAGGGACCCCUUCCCUUUGUUCUAGAAACCGGGUACGUGGGAGUGGGUGAAUCAGAAGAUGUGCAGGCAUUCUACUACUUCAUUGAGUCAGAGAAGAAUCCAAAGGAGGAUCCUCUCAUGCUUUGGCUCACCGGUGGCCCUGGUUGCUCAGCCCUCUCUGGCCUUGUCUUUGAAAUAGGUCCACUUGCAUUUAAAAAUGAGGAGUAUAAUGGGAGCGUUCCCAAGUUGGUUUUGAGGCCAGACUCAUGGACAAAGGUUAGUAGCAUUAUAUUUGUAGACUUGCCUGUUUUCACUGGAUUCACUUAUCCCACAACAGACUCUGCUGCUCAACGAAGUGACUGGAAACUUGUUCACCAAGUCCAUCAAUUUCUCAGGAAGUGGUUGAUUGAUCAUCCAAAAUUUUUGACAAAUGAAGUUUACCUUGGUGGUGAUUCAUAUGCUGGAAUUCCUAUUCCUGCAGUUGUUCAAGAAAUUUCUCAAGGAAAUGAAAAAGGGAUCCAACCAUGGAUAAAUCUCCACGGAUACGUGCUAGGGAAUGCAUUAACAACUCGAAGAGAAAUUAACUAUCGAAUUCCCUUUUCUUAUGGAAUGGCACUUAUUUCUGACGAAUUAUACCAGUCAUUGCAAGAAAAUUGUAAAGGAGAGUACAUAAAUGUAGACACCAACAAUGUAUUAUGUUCCAGAGAUAUCAAGUCGUUCAAAGAGGCUACAUCAGGACUUGAUAAGGCCCAUAUUUUGGAACCAGCAUGUGAGACUUUUGAUACUGAAAAAUCUCGGAGGAGAUCACUGAUUAAGAAAUAUCCCACCAAGAAUUCCCUAAAUACUCGUCUCCAAUUGCCACCCACGAGCUGUCGGAGUUAUGCAUACUUCCUCUGCGGUUUUUGGGCCAAUGAUGAUAAUGUUCGUGCUGCACUGCAUAUCCGUCAGGGAAGUGUAGGAAAAUGGAUUCGAUGUGAACGCGAUAUAACUAACAAUCAGAAUAUCCCAAGCAGUUAUGAUUAUCAUGUAAAUCUCAGCAGAUUAGGCUAUCGUUCCCUCAUAUACAGUGGUGAUCAUGACUAUCUGAUUCCUUCUUUGGCAACUCAAGCAUGGAUAAGAUCUUUAAACUACUCCAUUGUGGAUGAUUGGAGGCAAUGGCAUACAAAUGGUCAAGUUGCAGGAUACACAAGGACUUACUCCAAUCGUAUGACAUUUGCAACUGUGAAGGGUGGAGGGCACACAGCUCCAGAGUACAAGCCUGAAGAAUGCCUUGCCAUGUACAGUAGAUGGCUAUCUAACAGGGCUUUGUAG
Molecule: messenger RNA, 1470 nt
Organism: Sphenostylis stenocarpa
Lineage: Eukaryota; Viridiplantae; Streptophyta; Magnoliopsida; Fabales; Fabaceae
Source: the annotation of a GenBank genome assembly